CAAAAAACGAGAGUGACUUUCGGGUUUUGCUCAGGAUGCUCCUGCCUACCGGACCCAGAAUGCUCUGCGCGGGCCAAGAUGGAAGAAGCCAGCUGCAGCAGGAGAACAAUGUUUGGGCUGUAGAUUUAAAAACGGGGCGGCUGAGGGUGAACUAAGCGGACCACAGCAGCGGGUCAUGGUCCUGCACCGGAUGAAUUUCUGUCCCAUAGUCUUCCUGCCCACCAGCCUUCAGCAUGAACAUCAUUCAAGAUAAACUAGGGAAUGAAUUCCUGCGCUCCAACGGCAGCAUGGACUCCAACUUUGGAGCUGGCAUGAUAAUGUUCAGCCACCUCCCUCCGGUGGCCAGCUUCACCCGGCUGUCGGCGCAUUCUGUCAUGCAGGAACUUCCGCCGCAGGACCUGAUCCUGAAGAAAGAGCGGGACUCUCCUGACUGCAGCGUGGGCGGCCACCAAGGGGGCGCUGCUGCGGUUGGAGACUAUGUUCAUGCCAUGGGCAUCAAGCAGGAAAAGCAGUCGGAGCACGAUUACCGCCUGCCGCUCUACCCCGGAGGUCUGGGGCGGAGCGGGGAGGUGCUGGAGGUGACCGUCGGUAACCACCAGAAGCUGCUGGUGUGCGACCUCAACAUUGGCAACCUGUCAAAUCAGUUGGAAAAAGAGGCCACCGGGAGGAAAGGUCGGAGGUCAAACAUUGAUGGACAUGAGGGUAAACCUAGAAAGAAGAGAAGUGAGGCAAAGCAUUCAGUAAUGGAUGCAGACGGUGGCGGUGUGUCUCCAGGAACAAAACCUCACAUCUGUGAACACUGCAGUGCAUCCUUCAGGAGCUCCUAUCAUCUGCGCAGACAUGUCCUCAUCCAUACAGGUGAAAGACCCUUCAGAUGCAGUCAGUGCAACAUGAGUUUCAUUCAGAAGUAUCUUCUCCAGCGGCACGAGAAAAUCCACAGUGGAGAGAAGCCAUUUGGCUGUGACCAGUGCAACAUGCGGUUCAUUCAGAAAUACCACAUGGAGAGACACAAGAGAACGCACAGCGGAGAAAAGCCAUACAGAUGUGAGACCUGCCAGCAGUAUUUUUCUAGAACAGAUCGACUUCUUAAGCACAAGAGAACCUGUGGGGAAGCCAUUAAAAAGGGAUUGGAUCCUGGGAUGAUGGAUCUGGGUUUUGUGGACAUGGGACAGGGCAGCUAUGGAAUUACUCAGGGAAAUGUUGGGAGCACUGGGAGGAAGAAGGGAAAGUCAAAAAGUUCCACAGUGGGAGGCGAGCGUAAGAAGAAGAAGGGAGACCCGAAGGAGUCGCACGUUCACGGAGUUGUAUCUGGAGGUUACAGCAUCUACGAAUACUGUGUGGAGAGUCCCACUGUGUCUUCUUCUACUGAGCCAGGACCCAGCAUGCAACAGGGUCACCAGGAUCAAGGUCCCAAGAUGGCCUUCAAGAAAGCUAACCGGAAGAGCCUGACGAAAGCAGGUCUGGGUCAAGUUAAAGCUGAAAUGUUGGAGCAGGGCGACCUUGGCUUGAUGCAGUGCAACGAGGCUAAGGUAGAAUCCACCAGCAGCAACUACGACGACGCCAUGCAGUUCGUUAAGAAGCGGCGAUAUCUUCAAGCGACAAACAAUGCAAUGCCCUCUGGCGCCGCAGGCGGAGGCGGUAGCGACUACGACGUCAGCGUUCAUUUGUCCUCACAGCCGUCCUCUCUACACAGCGGGAUUCCAGGAGUAAUGGACAGUGACGGUCCUCUGAAUCUGGAGAAGUCGGGGAUCACCGAUGAGGUGCUGCAUAGCCUCCUGGAUCUCUACACCCAGAAACCCGACAUUCAUUUUGAUAUCGGCGACCAACACGUGCAGCUCAGCCCCGCCUCAGCGGACGGAUCCGACGCCAAUGCCCCCAGCCCGUCUGGAGACAAAAGCUCAAUGAUGCAUGAAUACUCCCGCUUCUUGCUGCAGGCUUUGGAGCGCACCAGCCACAGUGCCGGUUUCCCACUGGGCCCCGGACCUCUUCCUUCCUCAGGGCCCUUCACCACUUCCAACGCAGGAAAUCCCCUAUAUGCCGACAAGAACAUCUACAGCACGUCCCAUAUGGAGUGCGGCUUCGUCCAGCCAGUGGCUUUGCCUUUGCUGCCCUCCUCAGUGCCAAAGUCUCACUUUGCGAUGCUGAGCUGCUCGUCCCCGCAGCACAGCUUCAACCUGAGCAGCCUGGAGGCCCCCUCACACCAGCAGCUCACCCCUUCUCAGGAGCUCACCGAACAGAUGGAGAAACAGCACUCCACCACCCCUCCCUCAACCUACCAGAUCAGCCCAUCCGACCUGAGUAACCAGAAGGAGCAUGCGGCGGUCAAGAGCGACUCGGCUGCUGUCUACCCUCUGGUUCCCUCGCAGGAUCUGGCCUCUCUGGACUCCUCAAAGCCUUCCUACCAGAUAGAAAACUUCGCCCAGGCCUUUGGCUCCCAGUUUAAAUCUGAAGUUCAUGGUUUGUCUUACAGCGCUGACUCUGGUGGGGAGGUGGAUCACAGGAUACGGACGCCUGUGUCGGAUUUCUCAGGGUAUAGUUUGUUAUCUGAUGUCAAUGAGCCAGCAAGUACAGGUUCCAAAACACCAACAAGCCAAAGCUACAGAUGAAACCUGGGAGAACAUUCUUCAAUGGUUGUUCUUAUUUUAAUCUUUUCUGCUCCUAUUUUAUUAAUCUUAUUUUUGUGACGUAUAUUUUAUUUACACUGAUGCUCUGUCUUUAUGCCUACUCCUCUUCAUGCAAUAAGCCUGCAAGGUAUCCUGCAAAUGCAAUUUGUUUGAAAGAAUCCGAUAUGUCGAGUUUGCGAUAUACUGUCGAUUGGUGUCAUAGCGGUGCCGGUAGGUCGGGUCUUUAUUUAUGAAAUUCACAGAACCUUUCAAGCAUUUUAUUUUUAGCAGAAGCAGUGGAGCUCACAUCCAAUGAGGUGAUUCAACUUUAAAAUAAGAAAUCAUGGCAGGGAAAUGCCCAGAACUGAAGCGGCAAAAAAGGAAAUAAUAAUAGUAAAACAAAUUGUCAAAGGUGUUACUCAGGAAAACGUGGGAAACUAGAAGCUCACGGAGGACAGGGAGCUCACUUUUCAGAAGUGCAUGUUUGUGAUUUAAAAAAAAAGAAAGAUGUUUUUUACUUUUUAUUUCUUACAUGUUGAAUGAGUGUGACCUAAAAUGGACUGCUGCCAGCUCACUUGAACACUGAAAACACUUUCUACUUGGCUAUAUAGAGAUUAUGGUACUUUUAUGUCAAUGUGAAGCUAGUGUUUUCUUCAACAAUGGCCACACACAUGGAUAUCUAUAUAUAUUUAUAAGAAUAUAUAUAUAUAAUAUGUAAAAUAAGUCUUGUAGGGUUCUGCCAUUUGAAGUAGAGGGAAGAAUAAGUUUGGGGAUGUCUUCUUCAGCCAAUAGAUGUCGCUGUUGGACAGCAGUAGAAUGGCCUUUUUCCCCCCUUUACUGUUCUUGUCAUCUUCCUCCUAUUUAUCUAAAAGUGUGCGAUCAGCACUUUGAGCUGCUUUCUCACAUUGUUUUAAAGUACCUGAUCGAAUCAAGAGCUAACACGAGGAAUUACCCAAGUCUUUGACAGUUGCUGUUGGGGAGUACGCAUGCAGGGGGGUUGGGCUGAUUGUGGGGUGGGACGGCUUGUCGUUUCCGAUGAAGGAUGUGGAGAGUCGAUUGGUUGGAAAUGUCUUCUCUUACUUAUUGGGGAGGGUUUAGCUUAGGCUUGCGGGUGGGCUUUUUAAAGUAACGUAAUAUUUAAUCGGGAUAAUGUAAACGUAAUUACAGCCCCUAGUUUUAGUUGUCUUGAUACCAAUAUUAGCGGCUCUCGCAGAUUUUUAUUAACUUUGAGGAUAAACGAUGUUUAUGAUCUAAUGUUUCUGCAGCCAUGUGCUGAAUUUUAAAAUUUAGAUACUUUGUGCAAACAUUAUCAUCCCUUUUAGUAUAUGGGUGCCUAUUCCCAAAAAGCAAGUGGAAGAAAUGUGUCUAAUAAAUGUCUCUAUGUAGUUUCUUGCUGACAUGUUUGAAUUGCCAACAUUUUGGUAAGGACAACAAUAAUUGUGGAAACUUCCAUAUGACUAGCUGACCUUAACUGCUGGAAAUGAUAUCUCUGUGCUGCUCUGACUGAGUUCUUCAGCCCAUUUGUGCCCCAAUAAUACAGUUCUGGUCAGAAGUUUACAUACACCAUUUUUUUUGGCAGGAUUGUCCUGUCAAUUUUCUCACCGUUCCGAUUUCAAGUCCGAUUUAUGAUAUAAUUUAGGACUCCAUUUCCCAGGGCAAAAUCUAGAGAAACCAAGGUGUUUGAAGUCGUCAACUAGCUUCUGACAUAAUUCUGGAUAUUUGACCAGUGUUCUUAUCAGAAAUAGAUGAAUUGGUUAUCAAACUUGGCUCUAAGCCAUCGUCCAUAAUAUUUUAAGUAGAGUUUAGGUUGGGAGUCAUUCUAGAAGCUUAAUAUUGCUUUGUUUUCUUCUUUUCCAACCAGUUUUGAUCUGCUUUUAGAAUUAUUGUCCCUUUAUGACAAGUUGUGUCCGAAUGUCAACCAUCUCGCCCAAACUUUCACAUUUUAGAUGAAAGGAUAUUUGUAAGGAUGUCUACCAAGGCUUAAGUCUGUAAUAAACCAGUAUCACUGUUUAUAGUAAAGUCAGGUUUUACAUCACCAUGAACUGACCAAGAAAAAAGCACCAGCUUGUUAAAUUAGAGCAAAAUCGAGCUGAAUGACCACAAAUUCAGAAAAUUUGUAUCAAUCCUCCAGACCACUGAGAUCUUCUGGUUCAAGUCUGCUCUGCGUCCCCAGAAUCAAACAUGGAGAUGCGGCGUUCAAUUUUUAUGCUCCUCUAAUCUGGAAUAAAUUUCCAGAAAACUGCAAAACUGCUGAAACACUUAGUUCCUUUAAAUCAUGGCUGAAAACACUCCUGUAUGGAGUUGUCAGUGAUUAAGAAUAACUGGAAAAUAGAUUAAUUCAACUUUUCAUUGCUACUGCCACUUUAUUUAUUGUUUUGUUUGUAAUUGUGUUUUUAUUAUGUAGAUCUCUUCGAAAUGGCUUGAGCCAUACAGAAAAACUCGACUAGAAGUUAAGAUUAGGCUUUCAAGCACUUUUUACCAGCUGUUAGUGUGGUUUGCUGCCAGUCUUACUGGUGAAUUUCACAAAAUGGGUGCAGUAACUAGGAGGGACAAAGCUGAAAUUCUUAAAAUGUAUUUCAAGUCAUUUGGUUGUUUAACCAAUCAUCCUAAAUGUACAUUAAUACUGGGGUAAGAAUGGAUAAAACCUUAACCUUUAAACCUUAAGAAAAUGCCCCAACCUCAACCCUCACAAAAAUGUAUGGGGAAUGUCUAUUAAAAGUUGGGUUUCUGCCUGAAAAUGGGUAACAAUAAUGUCAAUUUAGUGGUCAAAAAUCAAGCCAGAAUUAUUUCAGAAGCAUGUUGAUGGUCACAGAUAACUGUGGUUCACUGUAUCCUUUGUGUUUUCUCAAAGCACUCGGAAGUUCAGAAAUAUGGAAUUUAAUUGUUAAUUUAAUUAAAUCAAUUUCAGAAAGAAAACUACAGUACAGCUUUGCAUAUUUAUGUUUUUAGGAAGAAAAGUCUCAAAUUAUGAGCCUGAAAUGUGUGCAGUCAAACUUGUGAACAGAACUGUGUGUUUUUUCUAAGCAAUCGUCAAACAUGGCAGUGUCAAAAUGCAAAGCUGUUGUAUCAAAAAUAAUGCAACGUCAUGUUGAGGUAGACAACAAUAAUUAGCCUCACAUAUACCUCAUUUCACUGCAAACCAGGGUCAAAGAUGUGGAGGUUUGUAUGUAGCAGAAAUGCUGUUUAAAAUAUCACGUUUUGUACGAUUAUAUUUAAGCAGGUGUGUUUGGGGGGGAUUUUUUGUACGCGACUCUUGUGUGAACCGCCAUGACGUGUAGCUGACACCAGCCAGUGUUCAAUCCUUUAAGCAUCUCUCAGCUUUAUUUUCCAAUCAGUGUGUCGUUUCUUAUUGUUUACAGACAAUGUACAAAACACUAAACCCAACUUAAUUAUGUCAUUUUUAUUUUACAGUGUUUCAUCCCUACAAAGCCAAAUUUUGUAGCUGGCGUCUACGAAUUUUACAUUUCACGGUCUGUUUGAUGAACUAAAAUGUGACUGAAUGGGGACAAAACAAUAAAAACUGCUGUUACCAUGAA
This is a messenger RNA of Xiphophorus maculatus (southern platyfish), 6139 nucleotides long. RefSeq names its product zinc finger protein 281-like. The transcript is spliced from 7 exons. The coding region runs from base 234 to 2606 and encodes 790 amino acids. Gene Ontology annotation, cellular component: nucleus. Gene Ontology annotation, biological process: regulation of transcription by RNA polymerase II. Lineage: Eukaryota; Metazoa; Chordata; Actinopteri; Cyprinodontiformes; Poeciliidae. The record is from RefSeq and is a predicted model, not a curated record. Gene Ontology annotation, molecular function: DNA-binding transcription factor activity, RNA polymerase II-specific; RNA polymerase II cis-regulatory region sequence-specific DNA binding.